Molecule: messenger RNA, 779 nt
Organism: Rubroshorea leprosula
Lineage: Eukaryota; Viridiplantae; Streptophyta; Magnoliopsida; Malvales; Dipterocarpaceae
Source: the annotation of a GenBank genome assembly
UAUAAUUAAAGUGUCAUGAGAUAAAAUACACAUUAAAACAUUAUGUCCUAAUAUCAUACAUGGAUAAGGGAAAUUAGCAAAAUACAUUACAGAAUAUAAGUAAGUAAGGUAAAAUAACUACGGUUCUUGAAUGGAACGUAAUUUUUUACAUGCUUCAUCCCAAGACUUUUUUGUAAAUGUAAGACGACCAUUAGCAAAAAUCUUUGUAAUGGUUUCAGAAGACUCAGUAGCUGUAGAGGAUGUGUCUGACGCGCUUUCUGAUCGGUAGCGAUUUGGGCAAACUUUUGCAGUAUGACCCUCACGGUGCCGACGACGUCGCUAGCUGGAGGCUGAAAAUACAUGCAAAAAUAAAUCAAUCAAUUGACCGAGAGAAGGGCGAACUCACCGGCACCGGCGAGGAGCGGAGAACAGGGGGCGCUAUGGAAGAACAACGACAGCAAGCUUCGCCGGAGAAGAAACCAGAUCUACCGCCGCAGAGGGAAAACCAGAAAUGGGGAAGAAAGGUAAGGCGCGGGCGAUAUGAAGGAGUAUAUUCGACAGCUUUGGCUGUCGAAUAUACAGAAAAAACGAUGUCGUUCCCAUAAAUAAAUAUAUUCGACAGCCAAAGGCUGUCGAAUAUAUUUGUAUAUUCGACAAAAAAGUUGUUGAAUAUGAAUACUGUCGAUUAAACAAGAAAUUUCCAUUAUUAUCGUCAAUUUUACAUCUUCAUCAAUCUUUUUGUCGAUUAUGUACACAUUUUCGACAGAAAUGUGACUGUCGAAUAUAAUAUUGUCGCUUAU